AUGGAAGGUCGACGUUCUAACGAUUAUUGCACCGAAAUGUCGGUGGAAACUCAAGGUGCAACAGAUGAGGUUAGCGCGACUCAGCAGGUUCAUCAUACUAACACGAAAGAUGUGCCCCCAGUUUCUGCGUUUCAUCUUCUUGAAAAACUGAAGGCCGUCAUAAACGAAGUGGUAUUAUCUUUAGAGAACCCUGCAAGUGCUCUCUCUGUAGAUGAUUGUAUCAGCGUUACAGAGGAAGGCCUACGAGCCCUCAAAACUGUCAAAGUGGAUCGACGGAUUGAGUGCCGAAGGCAGCUGAACCUGAACUCCACCCGUCUGAGCGGGCACUCUCCAACAAACCGUGCGGAAGAGGAGGGUGAUCACGGGGAGGGCGUAGAUGCUUUUGUGCCGGCGAAGAACCAGCAGCUGCACUCCCCUAAGAGCAAGAAGGUCUCCCCCAAGCGUAUGGAGAGUGAUCACCACCACCAUGAUGAGUUGGAGGCGGCACGACACGCCUCGGCCCUUCGCAGCGAAGAGCGGCAGCGAAAAGCGGAGGAGCGCCGGCUGGAGAAGUUGCAGGAGAUGCGGUCCAAGUUGGUGGCCGCGGGGGAGCGGAGUGUGUUGGCGAAGCAGCGCCGCACACAAGCAGAAGAGCGGUUGAGGAAUGAUGCGAUGGAGCGGCAGGAGAAUGGACUUCGUCGCGUAGAGGAGGCUCGAGAACAGACAAAGGAACGCGCCAGGAGAGGAUACUCACGUGUUGAAGAGGUUCGUUUAAGUUGUGAAUUACGACAGCAAACAAAAGCACUUCUGCUAGAUCGCAGGAUGUCUGAGGUGGAACAUAACUUGGAACAGAAGCGGGAAGAACUUCAACGAAUGGCGCAGGAACGAAAUGAGGCUAUGUUGGCUGCAGCUGAGCGACGACGCAACAUCAGUCAAGAACGUAUUGAACGACAACAGCAGCGAGAGCAGCAACGUCGUGAUAAUUUAAAACGUCUUGAGGAACAGAAAAAAAUAGAAAAGGAUAUGAAAGAGCAUAAAGCUGAGGAAUGGGAAAAGAAGGUUCAGCAACGACAGCGAGAUGUAUGCGCUGAGGCUGAAGCUCGAAGUCGAAAGGUUGAAGAACGUAUUCAACAAAGUGCACAAUUACGAGAAGAAAAACGGGAAAUGAUGAGACAAAAAUUAGGAAAACAGGAACAAAAAAUUAAAGAAGUUAGACAACGAAAAGAACGUGACACUGAUACGAAACCAACUAUUCAGGAUCUUAUGCCUGUAAUUCCACAACAAGAAGAAGAACAGCUAGCCCAAAAACUAGCAAAAGUGGUUGCUGUAACUGCGCGACAAGGAAAAACGUUUAUGGAAAACUAUCAAAAGGAAAGCACUGUGAGUGCUAAGGAUUUAAAUCGAAGUAAAUUAAGAUCUAUUAUUAGUCGUCUUGGAACCAAUACAUCACCCGCUUCUUUGGCCCAGUGUCGUCAGCCACUUCAUGACCUACUUGGUACAAUGGAUUUGGCAGAUAUUGAUCAUGAAUAUGUACGAUACUUCAAUGCUUAUGAAAGUUUUAUUCGUGUUAUGAUGGAUUCGCGCCGUGCUAAUGAUAUGGCUACUUUCCGUUUGGCAUACAACGCGUUACUGCGUUUUCUCUCAGAUAGUAAAGAAGGGAAACAACAUGUGUUAACAUAUGUAAGAUCUGGAAAUUUAGCACCUCUUUUAAUCUGUAUUCGAGAAGAAAUAAAAGGUUUAAAACGUCAAACUCAUUCAGCACCUCUUGCUGCCUCAUUGGGAAUCUUACAAUUAUGUUUUGAACGUAUUUCAAUUGAUGCUCAAACGAAUGCCAAACUUAUUCCUGUAAGAGAUCAACUGUUAGCAGAUUUUGAUGCUGCUAGCAUUGAAAAGUAUUGUAUUGCUGUAACUCAGGCUUCUACAGAAGAACAAGAUCUUGAAGUUGUUUACAGUGCAACUCGUCUCUUAUAUUCACAAGUAUGUAUUUUGAGUAGAAGGAAAGGUGAUUGCCCAACUACUUGGUUUAAACAAGUUACUUGUGCAUUCUUUACACUUCUUCAAAAUAUAUUAACCCCUGACGGUAGUCCUUUAACCGAAAUGAGUCCAUUGCUCAGUGCACGUCGAGUUAUUAUUAUUUUUAUUGUUUUUCGCGUUUUGAACUGUCUUGCGAGAUGGCAACUAGAAAUAUUACAGGAACUAAUGCAUGGAACUUCUAGUGAUAAGGGAUUGGGAGUUUUUGUGGAUCCAAAGGCUGAACCAUCAAAGACACCAGGUGUAAUUACACAAAUGGAGAUGUUUCAUGUACUCUGUGGAUUUUUUACCUAUGUACAAGCUCACACAGAUAUGCUUGAAAAUAUUCAAGGAGAGGUAAUUACAGGAGAUGGUGUUCGUGGUUCUUUUGAAGAAGCAUUAAAGUUUGGUAUUACAUUAUCACAAAUUCCACCACUUCCUGGACCUCAAAAUAUAAAUAGCCCCAAUUCUGGAACGCCCAUUACAUCAGCACGUCCACAAUACCAUUUGCGUGCUGCACUUCAUGAAUGCCUUCUUUUUAUUGGUUACCUUUGUAUACAAGAUAAACCAAUUCAAAGUAUGUUUUCCUGGGGUAAGGGUAAAUCUUUGUUUUCUAGAAUUUUAUCUGCUUUACCAUUCCAGUAUUUUAUUUCCGCUCGUCAUAUUUUAUUUCCCACUUUAUUGGCAAUUCUUGUGGAUUCCUCAGAUAAUUUGGCACUUGCGAAAAGAGAGAUGGAUAUUAAACCAUUACUGACAUUCAUAGAGGAGGAGUAUCAAGCACUCCCUAAAAGGGCGAAAAUCUACGCUUUACAGCGUCAUGCAGAACUUCAUCCCGUAGCUGUAAAAGAAAAGGUUUCUCAACCCGUACGUUGGGUUGAUCUUCUUGACGGAGAUGAUGAUGAUUUCUUUCUUAAUAAUAAACGUGAUGCACAGCCUACUGUGCGGGCACCAACUGUUCACCCUCUCGCAACUGUUGAAAAAGAGAGACUGUACAAAUUACUAAAAAAUCCCGGGAUAACUUCUUCGGGAUAUUUUAAGGUUGAACGACGUUUUCCUAUAGCUCUUUGGCCAUCUGUAAUGGAGCAGUUGACAGAAGCUGUAAAGGAAAGUAAUAAUGUUGAAUAG
Trypanosoma theileri is the source of this 3114-nucleotide messenger RNA. RefSeq lists its product as uncharacterized. Bases 1 to 3114 code for a protein of 1037 amino acids. The record is from RefSeq and is a predicted model, not a curated record. The transcript has a single exon. Lineage: Eukaryota; Euglenozoa; Kinetoplastea; Trypanosomatida; Trypanosomatidae.